This is a messenger RNA of Scomber japonicus (chub mackerel), 3162 nucleotides long. Its product is annotated as NLR family CARD domain-containing protein 3-like. The transcript is spliced from 10 exons. The record is from RefSeq and is a predicted model, not a curated record. NCBI's taxonomy places the organism in Eukaryota, Metazoa, Chordata, Actinopteri, Scombriformes, Scombridae. Bases 1 to 3162 code for a protein of 1053 amino acids. Gene Ontology annotation, molecular function: protein binding.
AUGAAUGAUUUGCAGGAAGAGGAGGAUGGAGCAGAGUCUGUAAUAUCCAGCUGUCUGUCUAUGAAGAGUGACCAGUCUAAUGAUCAUCCUCCAUUCUUUAGUGAUGAACCUGGACCCUCAGACACAAAACUCAAGAAGAUGAAGAAAGAGGAAGAAGAGGAGGACAGAGCAGAGUCUCUAUUAUCCAGCUGUCUGUCGAUGAAGAGUGACCGGUCUAAUCAUCAACCGCCAGAAUUCACUAAUGAACCUGGACCCUCAGACACAAAAGAGAGGAAGAGGAGGGCUGUUUCUGUGGAGGAGCAGCUGUCCUGCUGUUCUUUGUGUCAGGACGUCCUGAAGGAUCCAGUCUCUACCAGCAGUGGACACUGGUUCUGGAGACUCCUCUGGUACAUCACCUCAUACUGGGACCAGUCUGCUUCAUCAGGAGACUCCUCCUGUCCCCAGUGUGCAGAAAGAUCCAGAACCAGACCUGGACUGCAGACAGACAGUCAGACCAGCACUGUACAAAAAAGUGGUCUGCAGGAGGUUUUAGAUGAACAUCAGAUCAUUUUGAGCAGCACAUGUGAAUGUGUGACUCAAGGAACUGAUGAAGCAGGAAGUGAAAUCCUCCUCAACAGCAGUUACACUGAGGUCCACAUCACAGAGGGACAGAGUGAAGAGCUUAAUACCCAACAUGAGGUGUGGCAGCUUGAAACAGCUUCCAAGAUGAAGACCUUCCAUGACACUCCAAUCAAGUGUCAGGACAUCUUUAAAGUCUUACCUGACCAACACAAACAAAUCAGAGUGGUUCUGAUGAACGGCGUCGCUGGUGCUGGAAAAACCUUCUCAGUGCAGAAGUUCACUCUGGACUGGGCACAGCGCUCAGAAAACCAAGAUAUCAGUCUGCUGAUUCCGUUCUCGUUCAAGGCGCUGAACUUGAUCAAAGAUGAGCAGUACAGUCUGCUCAUGCUGAUCCAUGUUUUCUAUCCAACAUUACAGAAGCUCACAGCAGAGAUGCUCGCUGUCUGUAAAGUUUUGUUCAUCUUUGACGGCCUGGAUGAAAGCAGACUUUCACUGGAUUUCAACAACAGUGAGGUUGUGUCUGAUGUCACACAGAAGUCAUCAGUCAGCGUGCUGUUGACAAACCUCAUCAAGGGGAAGCUGCUUCCAUCGGCUCUCAUCUGGAUAACUUCCCGACCUGCAGCAGCCAAUCAGAUCCCUCGUUCAUGUGUGGACAGGGUAACAGAAGUACGAGGCUUCACUGAUGACCAGAAGGAGGAGUACUUCAAGAAGAGAUUCAGUGAUGAAGAGCAGUCCAGCAGAAUCAUCUCACACAUCAAGACAUCCAGGAGCCUCCACAUAAUGUGUCUCAUCCCAGUCUUCUGCUGGAUCACUGCUACAGUUCUGGACCACAUGUUGACUACAGACCAGAGAGGAGAGCUGCCCAAGACCCUGACUGACAUGUACUCACACUUCCUGCUGGAUCAGACAAAGAGGAAGAAGAACAAGUAUGAUGAGGGACAUGAGACGAGUCCACAGGAGCUGACGGAGGCUGACAGGGAACUUCUUCUGAAGUUGGGGAGGCUGGCGUUUGAACAACUGGAGAAAGGAAACAUCAUGUUCUACCAAGAAGACCUGGAGCAGUGUGGUCUUGAUGUCACAGAGGCCUCGGUGUUAUCAGGAUUUUGUACACAGAUCUUCAAAAGAGAGAGUGUGAUCUUCCAGAAAACAGUCUACAGCUUUGUUCAUCUGAGCAUUCAGGAGUUUCUGGCUGCAGUCUACAUGUACCACUGUUACACCAGCAGGAACACAGAGGUAUUGGGGGUCUUCCUGGGGAAAAAACACAGUUACACUUCUCUGGAUGUCUUCCUGAGGAGAGCCAUGCUGAAAUCUCUGGACAGUGAAAAUGGCCACCUGGACCUGUUUGUCCGCUUCCUUCAUGGCCUCAUAUUGGAGUCCAACCAGAGUCUCUUAGGAGGCCUGCUGGGUCAGACAGACAACAGUCCAGAAACUAUCCAGAGAGUCACCAACAACCUGAAGGAGAUGAACAGGAAGGAUAUCUCUCCUGACAGAAGCAUCAACAUCUUCCACUGUCUGAUGGAGAUGAACGACAGCUCAGUACAUCAGGAGAUCCAAGAGUUCCUGAAGUCAGGGAACAGAUCAGAGAAGAAACUCUCUGAGAUCCAGUGCUCAGCUCUGGCCUACAUGCUGCAGAUGUCAGAGGAGGUUCUGGAUGAGUUGGACCUGAAGAAGUACAACACAUCAGAGGAGGGCCGAUGGAGACUGAUCCCAGCUGUGAGGAACUGCAGAAAGGCUCGACUUUAUAACUGUGGACUCUCAGAGACUCACUGUGAAGUUUUGGCCUCAGCUCUGAAGUCCAACCCUCAUCUGACAGAACUGGACCUGGGUAACAACAAGCUGUCUGAUUCAGCAGUGAAGCAUCUGUCUGCUGGACUGGAGAGUCCAAACUGUAGACUGAAGACUCUGAGAUUGAUGAACUGUGGUUUGUCAGAGACCAGCUGUGCUGAUCUGGCCUCAGCUCUGAAGGCCAACCCCUCCCAUCUGAGAGAGCUGGAUCUGAGAGGAAACAACCUGCAGGAUUCAGAUGUGAAGCUGCUGUCUGAUCUUCAGCAGAGUCCAGACUGCAGACUGGAGACUCUGAGACUUUCUGACUGUGGACUCUCAGAGACUCACUGUGAAGUUUUGGCCUCAGCUCUGAAGUCCAACCCUCAUCUGACAGAACUGAACCUGAGUGGAAACAACCUGUCUGAUUCAGCAAUGAAGCGUCUGUCUGCUGGACUGGAGAGUCCAAACUGUAGACUGAAGUAUCUGGGACUUCAUGGCUGUGGACUCUCAGAGACUCACUGUGAAGUUUUGGCCUCAGCUCUGAAGUCCAACCCUCAUCUGACAGAACUGGACCUGCGUAACAACAAACUGUCUAAUUCAGCAGUGAAGCGUCUGUCUGCUGGACUGGAGAGUCCAAACUGUAGACUGAAGGGUCUGAGACUUUGGCACUGUGGACUCUCAGAGACUCACUGUGAAGUUUUGGCCUCAGCUCUGAAGUCCAACCCUCAUCUGACAGAACUGGACCUGCGUAACAACACGCUGUCUGAUUCAUCAGUGACGCACUUUCUGGCUGUGGACUCUCGGACACUCACUGUGAAGUUUUGGCCUCAACUCUGA